CUGUGGUCAACCUCUACGUCCUCCUAUCCUUCAGCCUAUUUCCCUGUCGCUGUGACUCGUAGCUGCGCGCGUGCAAAGCAGUGAAGUGGCAUACGAGCUCGGUUCUGUGGUGCAGCGAGUGUCCAAGCUGUAGUGUUCUGGCCCUCGAAGAAGUCUAAGCCCAUACGCAGCUACGCUCGACCGUUUCGGCCAUACCCCAGAUUCUUGCUCCCAUUCAUUGAGCCACCAUGGACGUCGUCAAAGCCGUGGAGACGUAUCUUACGAAGCUCAUCUCUGAGCCCCAGACGAUGAAGGUCCUGAUACUCGACGGCCAUACGACACCCAUCGUAUCAUUGGCAGUAACACAGUCGACCUUGCUCUCCCACCAAGUGUAUCUUACAGACAAGAUCGACAACACAAAACGCGACCGGAUGCCGCACAUGAAGUGCGUAUGCUUCCUCCAGACGAGUGAGGACAGUCUCGAGGCACUGGAAGCGGAACUGCGAGAGCCGAAGUACGGCGAAUACUACCUGUACUUCAGCAACAUCCUUAGCAAGACCACCAUCGAGCGAUUAGCGGACGCUGACGAGUAUGAGGUUGUGCGGGAGGUGCAGGAAUAUUUUGCAGACUACGCACCAAUCCUCCCGUGCCUGUUCUCCCUUAACCACAUGCCAAACGCCUCGCAACCCCUCUACGGCUCGUCGCCCAACUCUUGGGAUCCGAAAGCGCUCGAGCGCGCCGUGCAGGGUGUGACGUCUGUCCUGUUGAGCUUGAAGAAGAAGCCGGUAAUCCGCUACGAGCGGUCGAGUCCGAUGGCGAAGAAACUCGGAGUAGAGAUCCAGCAUAGGAUGCAGUCGGAGUCGUCCUUGUUUGACUUCAGGUUGACCCAAGUGCCCCCACUUCUCUUGAUUCUGGAUCGACGAAAUGAUCCUGUCACGCCUCUGCUUUCGCAAUGGACAUACCAAGCUAUGGUGCAUGAGCUAUUCGGUAUCCAGAACGGCCGGGUAGACCUUAGCCUCGUACCUGACAUCCGACCAGAGCUGAAGGAAGUCACCCUUACGCCCUCCACCGAUCCUUUCUUCCAAGCACACCACCUCGCCACCUUCGGCGACCUCGGGACCUCCCUCAAAGCCUACGUGCAGUCAUACCAGUCUCACUCCCUUGCUCACAACCCGCAGUCUAUCAACUCGAUCAGCGAUAUGAAGCGCUUUGUCGAAGAGUACCCCGAGUUCCGCAAGCUCGGCGGAAACGUCAGCAAGCAUGUCGCGCUCGUGGGCGAGCUCAGCCGGUUAGUGGAGCGAGACAAGAUGUUGGAUCUUGGAGAGGUCGAGCAAGGGCUGGCCACUGGGUCUGGGGCGGACUUGAGGAGCGUGCAGGCACUCAUCACCAACCCCAUAAUUCAACCGUGGAAUAAGCUGCGCCUUGUCAUUUUGUACGCCCUGCGGUACCAGAAAUCACAAGCAAAUAACGUGGCUUCGCUCAUCAACCUGAUGCUCGAAAAUGGGGUCAACCGUGAGGACGCUAAGCUCGUCUAUAUGAUCCUCAACAUUGCCGGCUCGGAUCAGCGACAAGACGAUUUGUUUUCCGCCGAGUCAUUAUUCGCCAAGGGUCGUUCAGCGCUGAAGGGUCUGAAGGGCGUGGAGAAUGUGUAUAUGCAGCACCAGCCACACUUAGCCGAGACACUUGAGGAUCUGUUCAGGGGCCGUCUCCGUGACACUAGCCAUCCCUUCCUUGACGGCGCUGGACCGAAUGCCAGUCUUCAGCGACCGCAGGACGUGAUCAUCUUCAUGAUCGGCGGGACAACCUAUGCUGAAGCCCGCGUCAUUGCAAUGCUGAAUCAAGAGUCAACGCAAAGUGGUGCCUCUUCCGCGGGGACACGUCUUCUUCUGGGCGGGACAUGUGUCCACAACUCGUCCAGCUUCGUGGAGAUGAUACGCUCUGCAGCAGUCAACUUCCCCUCGUCGGUAUACGAGCCUCCUCCAGGGAGUUCGAGCACGAUGCCAUCUCUGAACCUCAACCUGGGCGGUGUCAAUGUGAGCUUAGGAGGACCAGCCGGAACUGGUGUGUACAGGACGAGCGGGGAAGGCGUGAGCCUGCAGGCGGAUGGCAUAACGGACGGUGUGAGAAACCUCUUUGGAAAGGUGCGGCAGGGCGUAGAUCGAAUAGCAUCGCAAGAGCCACGGUAGUUCGGAUGCCAGUGCUCGGCUGCGAGUGCUGUUGGUUGGAUCGGACCAUGAAUACCUAGUCUUACAUUGUUCGUGAAUGCGAGAUAGCCUCAAUUUC
This is a messenger RNA of Fomitopsis serialis, 2262 nucleotides long. RefSeq names its product Sec1-like protein. Lineage: Eukaryota; Fungi; Basidiomycota; Agaricomycetes; Polyporales; Fomitopsidaceae. The transcript is spliced from 11 exons. Gene Ontology annotation, biological process: vesicle-mediated transport; intracellular protein transport. Gene Ontology annotation, cellular component: Golgi membrane. The record is from RefSeq and is a predicted model, not a curated record. The coding region runs from base 228 to 2165 and encodes 645 amino acids.